Ectocarpus sp. CCAP 1310/34 is the source of this 2997-nucleotide messenger RNA. NCBI's taxonomy places the organism in Eukaryota, Phaeophyceae, Ectocarpales, Ectocarpaceae. The record is from the annotation of a GenBank genome assembly.
AUGACGAGCACCCCCGAGCAGUUUGAAAUUGUACCGCACAUCCAUCUGUCAGCUUCUCUCAAGGAGUCGAGGAGUACUGUGGGCACAACCACCAGACGAGUGUGUUGGCUAGUGCAAAGAGCUACCUGCAUCAGUUUAUAUCGUGCUACAGGUCGUAUUUUUCUCGCUGCGCCAAACAACGGUGUGCUACAGGUGACACCAGAGAUCUCCAACUCCUCUGGCUCAGCACCGACUCCGACGGCAACCGCCUCCACAGCAGACGGCGAUUUUGAGAUGCAGGCCACGCCGCCGCAGCGGGAGCUCCCGAGGCUGCACAGGGCUGCUCGGAACGGAUACUUGAGGGAACUAAACGCCCUCCUCGACGCGGGCGAGGACCCCGAACAGCCUGAUUCCGCCGGCCGAACACCCAUGGUCCACGCCGCCCUGUGCUCCUCCGUCCCGAGCGCGAUGCUACUCCUCCGGCGUGGCGCCCGGCCCGACCCUCUGCCCGGUAGUCCGGGCCAGCCGUUCGUGUCCGCGCUCAUGGUCGCCGUAAGCUCGGGGUACGAAGAGAUCGCCCGGGUGCUGAUAGAGGCCGGCGCGGACGUCAACCUCGAGAUGAAGGGGCCGAAUUUUAGCGGCAGUUCCGUGGGAGAGGGUGAACGGUGUCUCCACCUCGGCACCCACGCCCCGCCCGCGAUAAUUCGCAUGCUCCUGGAAGCCGGCGCCGAUGUCGAGGCCGUCAACCCGAACGGGAGGACCCCCCUGCACCUCGCGGCUGCGGAAGGGAACUGUUCCACCGCCCGGCUUCUCCUCGAGGCGGGCGCGCGGCCGGCGCCGCCGUGCCGAUAUGACGGUUCGACGCCGCUUCACUGCGCCGCCGAGAGAGGACACUACGAGAUUGCCGAGCUUCUCGUGAACGCCGGGGCGCCUGUGGGCUCCGUCAAGCCCAACGGCACCACUCCCCUCCACAUGGCUGCGCAGGGAAAUAACUCCUGCGUGCUCCGGCUCUUGUUGCGCGCGGGGGCCCCGCUGAAUCCCGAGAACCGUCACGGGUCCACCCCGCUCAUGACGGCGGCGGCGCACGGCAACGCGAGGGCCUUGAGCGCGCUGGUUUCGGCGGGCGCGGACACCUCGAAGCGCAACGUGUUGGGCUGGGGGGCGCUGGAGAGUGUCUACCUCGCUCGGACCCCAGGAGACCGGCCUUUCGCUGCCGCUGUUGUUGAUUGUGACGACGAGUGGGAACAACAGUCUAUGAACGAGGAGGAACUGGAGCAGAGGCACUUGCAGAAUAUCGCGUUUUUGCUGUACCGGGCUCCCGGGUCCGGUGCGAGGGCGAGGUCCUGGCGCUGGCCCAGGAGGAGCGGCGGCGGCAUGGGGUUCGCCGCUCUCAAGAAGCAGCAGCAGCAGCAGCAGCAGCAGCAAGAGGAGCAAGAGAAGCAGCAGAAGCAGAAAGUGACGAGGGCACCGGCGUGGACUGAAAACAGUCAUGGUGGUGGUGCUGCUGCUGCUGCGGCAAAGGCGGGAGUGAGAGGCUUGGCGUGCCGGGCGGAAUGGAAGCGUCACGGGAGCGGCGGGCAGAGGUCGAGGACUGUGACGGCGACCAUGUUGAGGCGAGUUUUCCUCCAAAGGCUGAUUUUGCAAAUAGUUGAGUGCUUUUGGAGCGGCUGUUUCGACUCGUCCGAAAAAGUUGGCUGGCGGCGGCGGGCGGAGGUGUUUGUUUGUGGGGGAGGGGGCAACAACAACCUAGUGGUGUGGCAGUAAUGGGUGCUCUCUUCGUGCACACCACGCCAUCCUUCUUUCGAGAGGGGAGCCCGGUCGGUGACGUGAAAAAUGUUGGGGGGGUAUUGUCUGGCUGUUCGCGGCGCCGCAGGUUGAAAGGGGUGUCUAGCCUAUGCGGUGUCGCUGCCUCGCGUGGGUCGAGAAGGGGAGGAAACUGGCCUCGCUCUUUCGAAGUAGCAAGCCCUGCUCCCCACGCGCACCAAUGUUAUCAUGGGUGUGUUUUCACGGCCCGCGGCUGCCGUCCAUGCUCUCUACAUUGGCCGCCCAAGAGGUGGAGAGUAAGCGCCAACCUGGCAUCGGUUCGGGUUAGGCAAAAGCACUCUGCACUGGGCAACCUCUCUUGUUGUCUUGGCAGUGGCAAAGGCGAAACGAGCUAAGGGAGCGUACCCUUUUCCGACCACGGCCCUGGGGUGUUAACCGUUGGCUCUCGUAGAGAGCGGCUUGGAAACGGGUGUAGGCACGAAAGAUUUCUUGUAUUGCGGCACGAUGCUGGUGUUGCCGCCGGUGUCCGUUGAUUCGGGCUUGCGUACACGUCGCGCAUUUAAGUUUUUUAAGGCCAGAGGGCAAGGUCGCGUGCAUCGUGGUGCGUGUGCCUUUGUAUAUUGCACAGCUGUGUCAUAUGGCAAACUUGCUUUCCAAAGUGCCGAUCUAUCUUGCUAGAAUGAAUGUUUUUGUGAAGCGUAUUUUUUGCUGUAACAUGACAGUGUAGGCUUGUCUUCGGGUUUGCUUCGAGGACGUUUGACCCGCCAAUGGUCAAGUCACACACCGCGAGAACUUUCGUCCAGGAACAGUUUUGUAACGAUGGUAGCUUUACGAAUCUUUGAUGCAUCACGGAAACAGAUUACUCUGCCUCGGCUUUUGGCAAAUACCCGUUAGGCCUGAGAAAACAUUUCUUUCACAAGAGUCUCAAAAGGCCCAAGCUUUGGUGUAUUGCAAAGGCUCUUGUACAUUGGGUGUAACAUAUUCUGGCGGCAGUGUCUCUGCAGGCGCACACCCCGCGUGUGGAGGAAUUGUUAUGUGCAUCGCGUGCGUAGAAUGGAGAUGGGUAGACAACCGCAAAAGGACGGUUUCCAGCCAGAAUGACUGCGCACACAAGACAGGUACUGCGCAAGAAAAGCGCUUCGUGGUGCCAGCAAACAGUUUGUGUGUAAUUGUUUUUGUAGACCCAGGCAAACAACAUUUUGAAUGUGUUGGCCCGUCUGCGGAAGGUAUCAGUGGGGAGGUCUGCAGGGUGGG